Molecule: messenger RNA, 762 nt
Organism: Didymodactylos carnosus
Lineage: Eukaryota; Metazoa; Rotifera; Eurotatoria; Philodinida; Philodinidae
Source: the annotation of a GenBank genome assembly
AUGCUAAGAAAGAGUACUUCAAGAAAAUUAACUGAUCGGAUGUUGAAAAAUCUUGAAUCAUCGAUUGCUCCAAUUAUAGUUAUUUUGAUUCGAGAAUCUCUUUCUUCUGGGAUAUUUCCUUCUUAUUGGAAACGUGGUCUUAUUAAUCCUCUAUUUAAAUCGGGUAAUUUGCUCGAUCCUAGUAACUAUCGUCCUAUUACUUUACUGCCUGCACUAUCUAAAGUAUGUGAAUGUGCGGUUUUUCGACAACUUUAUGAUUAUCUCAUUAAGAAUAAACUUUUAACAACACUUCAAUCCGGUUUUAUUUCCAAAGAUAGUACUACUUCUUUACUUCUUGAUAUUAUUCAAAAAAUAAAUAUUGGUGUUGAAAAUGAUCGCUAUGUACGCGUGAUGCUGUUAGAUUUUCAAAAAGCGUUUGAUAAUGUUAGUCAUAGUAGUCUACUGAUGAAAUUGGAAAAAAAGGAUAUCAGACGUAAAGCUUUAAAAUGGUUUCAAAGCUAUCUUGAAGGAAGGUCUAUUCAAACAGUACUAGAAGGCGUCACAUCGAAUUUACGCGAAAUAUUGAAGGGAAUUCCUCAAGGAUCCGUAUUGGGACCACUUCUUUUUUUAAUAUUUAUCGAUGAUUUACCGAUUGGUAUGGCGUCUUCUAUGAGGUUGUUUGCUGAUGAUGCAUUUCUAUUUUAUCAUCACUCGGAUCCAAUAAUUGCAACAGAUACAAUAAAUAGAGAUCUUGUUCGCGUCCAAAAAUGGGCAGAUACUUGA